UCGAACUGAAGCCUUUUAAGGCAACAAGGCGUUGUUCUAACGUACUGCUCAGAAAGGAUGAAAGUUUAUGUUCGCCUAAUCCAUGUAAAAUGCACCAGAAAUGUGUCAUGGUAGACCAAAUGUAUCAGAUUUGUGUCCGUUUCCAGCCGACAAUUGCGCAUAUAAAGGAAACAGAAGAAAUCACCACUAAUACUACAGAAAUUUCUAGAACUAGUAAAGAACCGGAAACUAACACAGAAGCGGGUAGUACAAGUACAGAAAUACUCAGUACCAGUAACAUUCCUAGUGUUAUCAAUACAUUACAAGCCGAACUAGUGACUUACAUUAAAUGCAGUGAAUCUAGGAGCAACGAUGACGACGCGAAUGAGGCCGACAUCAUUAUAAACAAUGAAACGACUGACGGCUCCAUCAUGGCUGCAAAACAUGUAACAACGUCUGGGAUCGCUGAGAUCACCAUUACUAAUAAUGGUACACUUGAAACAGAAACGACUACUGAAUAGACUUAUGACGUGACAGAAACAAACAAUGAUAUAUAAAAACAAAACAGUGUAACUGUCUUUUGUAAUCAGAACGAUCGCGUCCCUUUAUACUUUUAUGCUGGAUGUCGAAAAGGCCAAAUUCUUCACGCGCGACUAAGAAUGAAUAGUAGUUUUUUAAACUGUCACUUGUUUCCAAGAAACUUAGUUUCUUCCCCUAAAUGUCGCUGUGGUGACUUAGAAACUAGCUCACAUUUUGUAUUAUUUUGCCCAUUAUACUCGGAAAUAAGACAAGAACUGAUAAUAUCAUUUGGAAGCCUAAAAUUAACGGUACCAAUGGACACCGAAUUUCUAUUAAAUGGCUAAAAUACAAUUUCAAAUGAAGAAAAUAUUAGUUUAUUUCUGAUGGUACAAAGGUUCAGUAUCAAAACUAAAAGGAUUAUAAAUUAAUGAUUCACACAAUAAACCUGUAAGCAUUUCAUCUUAUCAGUUGCAUUUUUCUUUACUUUUCAGUUCAUUAUGUAACUCAACUGACAUUAUCAAUAUUUUGAUUAUGUAACAGAGGAUGUAGUUUUCGUUUAUUUGUGUAUAAUGUAUUUAAUUUAUC
Messenger RNA from Mytilus trossulus (common blue mussel), 1083 nucleotides. RefSeq lists its product as uncharacterized. The record is from RefSeq and is a predicted model, not a curated record. The transcript has 2 exons. NCBI's taxonomy places the organism in Eukaryota, Metazoa, Mollusca, Bivalvia, Mytilida, Mytilidae. The coding region runs from base 90 to 500 and encodes 136 amino acids.